Penicillium olsonii is the source of this 5046-nucleotide messenger RNA. The record is from the annotation of a GenBank genome assembly. NCBI's taxonomy places the organism in Eukaryota, Fungi, Ascomycota, Eurotiomycetes, Eurotiales, Aspergillaceae.
AUGACUAAACCUUCAUCAGACCUUGUCCGUAAACCAAAUUUCGUUGAGCCAUUCAUCAUUGCAUGCCAUACUCGGCAUACAAAGCUAGCUGGAAUUGCUGUGAUCUGCUUGCAAAGACUAAUUGCAUCGCGAUCACUGCCAUCAACCCGCCUCAAAGAUGUCGUAGCAGGCUUGAAAGAAACAACAGGCCUAAGUCUCGACAUCCAACUGAAGAUUCUGCAAUCCUUGCCCUCGCUGCUGCAGUUCUAUUCCAAUGAUCUGAGCGGAGAGCUUCUUGCCGGUACACUGGAAAUAUGUGCCACGUUACAAGCGAGCAAAACGAUCGCUGUCUCCAGCACUGCUGCCGCAACUCUUCAGCAGCUGGUGGUGUCGACGUUUGAGAGGGUAUUUAGCGAGGACAAGCUCCCCAACGAUGCUAAGAUCACAACCAGCAUCAAAGUCGAUGGCCAGCCGGUUGAUGUCGGUUGUUUUGCCUACGAUGCAUUGCUGGUAUUGGAUGAUCUCUGUCGUUUGAUCGAUGGCGAGCCACUACAGUUUUUGCGCUCUCGGACUCUGUCCCCAAACUUUGUGCUAGAACUCAUUGAGAGCAUUCUACUGAAUAGUGGGCGUCUAUUCGUGGGACAUCCCGAGCUUUCACAAGUCUUGCGCGUUCGCCUAUUGCCCCUAGCGGUCCGCUGUCUUUCUGAACGAUCGUCAUUCGCCCAAAGCGUGCGAAUUUCGCGAAUCCUACUCAUACUUCUAAAACGCCACAUGUCUCUUCUGACAGCAGAAUGUGAGAUGGCGCUAAGCCUCAUAACACAUCUCGCUGAACCAGAUUCAACGGCGCCCUGGAAAAGGCUACUGUGUAUGGAGAUCUUUAGAGGAUUAUAUGCUGAACCAGGUGCGGUGCGGCUGAUUUACACCCUGUACGACGGGGAGGAUGGGCGAAAGAACAUACUCCGUGACCAUAUGGCUGCAUUAGUCAGGCUGGCAUCGGAGAAGCCUGCUUUGAUAGGUGUCAGCAAUCAGUCCACAGUACCUUUGCGCGCAGACCCCACAAGAUCUGCUACCGAGGAUCAAAUCACCCUCGAAACCGGGGGAGUUGCCGGUGUCAUUGGGUCGACUGUUCCUCCCAGUGAAACCAAAGUUCCCGGUAUCAGCAUGCAGUGGAGUGUAGUUCGUACGCCAUUCAUUGAGCUUCUCGACAAGACGGAACCGCCUGUUGCGCCGGAAACUUACAUAUACAGCCUUGUUCUCAACUGUAUCAGCAGUUUCGCCGAAGGGCUCGCGAAAUUCAUCCUUCCAUUAACGGUUCCGGAUCGAAAACAAAUGCGCAAAAAUCGUCUUCUUAGCCCUGUUCAAGGGCCUGGCUCUGCGAGAUCCUCCCAGGAGUUCUCAGCAGAACCUGUUCGCCCCCAACCCAGCUCACCAACGAGGAAGCCGCAGAUUCCCAUCAAUCCUUUGGAUCUGCAGUCUCAUGUUCAGUUUUCAGCGAUCAAGACCUGCGCAGGGAUAAUCGAGAAUUGCUGGCCCGCUGUGCUCGCGGCCUGCUCCACUUUCCUGCGCGCGUCCUUGGAUGACGAGUAUUAUCACAAUCUGGUGAGAGCCUUCCAGAAGUUGGCUCACGUGGCGGGUCUUUUGAGGUUAUCGGUGCCCCGAGACGCUUUCUUGACCACACUUGGAAAAGCUGCUACACCUGCCAAUGCAGGUAGCUCCAAGAACCAGCAUGUGCCCAGCGCUGGGCCGCAGCCAAGUGAAUCAACCCAAAAGAAACGCAAGAGCGCGGAUUUUUCACUUUCAAACCCUUCCUUAGCGGAGUCUGCAGGAGCAACUGCAGGAGAGGGAUCUCAUGUAUCUUUGAGUACCAGGAAUUUGCUUUGUAUGCGCGCUUUGCUGAACUUGGGGAUUGCCUUGGGGCCGACAUUGGACCAGCCGGCCUGGUCUAUCAUUCUCGAAACACUCCAAUACACCGGACUCGUGAUUGGCAUGUCUUCUAGCGCAAUGGUCAAGUCCGCUAGUGGGAAUAGCGAGGCACCACUGACACCAGGAAAUGAUAUCCCAACUGCCAAUCUCGGAACAGAGGUGAUUGCAGUUCAGGCAGCUUCCAGUAAGAUGCUUGAAACCACCACCGAUCUGCCAGGAGAGUCAUUCGAGGAGAUCUUGCUUGCCUUGUUGAACCUAUCGAGCUUCACGGAGCAGCGCUACCAAGAAGAGAGCGCCAAAGAGGUUUCCGAAAUGCCUCGCUCGCCGCAGUCCUCCAAAGGCAGCGGACGCAUGCAUCAAAAUGCCCGACGGGUGUCACAUAACGUUGGAAAAUCCAGAAUGCAGGACGAAGAGCUCAAAUUUGUUCUUGACAAGGCCAACGAGCUGGCCAAUGCCAACCUUGAUAGACUCUCAUCUCUUGAAACCAUUGAUUCAAAAGCAUGGGGGCUAUUAACGCAUAGUCUUAUUUCAGCUUCCGCCAAUACUGCCAUCAGCCCGAACCUUCGCCUUCAAGCGAGCGCGAUUUUAAGCACACUCGUUUUCUCAACAAUGAAACGGAGGGACGAAGACGAUGAGAAAGUCUACAACGAUUUACAAACAAGGAAUCUACAGACCUUGAAAGACCAUGUAACCUCGCUUUAUUCGUCGGACAUGCAUACCUCGAAGUCUUUGCCGAUAACCGUGAUUGAAAUUCAUGAGCAAAGUCUAGAGGUGCUUCGAAACAUUUUGGAACAAUAUGCAGAAACAUUCGUGGAUGGCUGGGAUCUCAUCUUCGACCUGAUCUCUGGUGUUUUCCACCAUACUCCGCAAUCUGAGACUUCUGGUCGACCAACGGAUACGUUACAGCGUAGACCAUCAGCUCUUCCAGCAGGCCCGCGCCUUGUUCGUGCCGCCUACAAAUCCCUACAUCUUGUUGCCUCCGACUUCCUUUCUUUGCUUCCGGCGCCCUGCCUCCUGAGUCUGGUGAACGCUUUCUCCAACUUCGCAUCCCAGACUCAGGAUUUCAACAUCUCGCUGACCACUACAUCAUUCUUUUGGAAUGUGUCUGAUUUCCUGCAGGGCCAGAUCGAGCAGAUCUCGGUCGAUCAUGUCGAUCCGUCUGUCAGCGAGCAAGAGCUGGCCGAACUAGCUCGUAACGAUGACCCCUCGGUCUCGAGAAACUCGCUGUGGCUGCUACUGCUGCUCCGCAUCGUUGAUAUCACGUCAGAUAGCCGACCGGAGAUUAGAAAUAGUGCGGUGCAUACCCUUCUCCGCAUUUUCGAUGCCUAUGGGCAGCAGCUCUCCCCUAUGGCCUGGCGUCUUUGUUUGAAUAUGGUCGUGUUCAAGAUGACUGAGGGUAUUGUUGCUACGCUUCUCGAAGUAAAGAGCAAACAAGGCAAUGGAAAGUCGGAUGAACUGAAGUCCUGGGUGGAUACCACAGUUGUCAUGAUUAGGGGGUCGUCUGGCUUGAUAACCAAUUUCUUUGAUACUCUUGCUCGUGACGAGAAGUUCGAUCAGUCCUGGGCACGACUUGUGAAAUAUUGGCAAAGCUUGAAUGAUCUGCAUAUCCUGGAGUUCAACGAAGCAACAUUCUCCAGCUUAUCUGCAAUCCUCCUUCGAGUACAAAGCGCUGGUCAACUGAGCAACGAGGCUCUUGAGUGCGCAUGGCUUGCUUGGGCAAAUUCACACCCUGCUGAGGAUGAAGGACUGCUUGACCUCGAUCAGCCCAACCAGGACGCCGCCCUAGCCUAUUUACAAUCAUUCCAGCAAGUCUAUCGCCUCUACAAAGAUAGACUUACCACAACAAAUGUCGAAAAGGUUCUUCACCACCUUCGUCUGCUUGUGUGGAACUCGGUUGCUCCGCGCUACUCUCCGGACACCGACCGACCCUCGGCUGUUCAAGCGCUAGUCACUGAAUGCAUCAAGACUCUGUGCCUCGAGAAAGAGGCAUCACAACCAGCGAUUCUGUUUUGUCUAGCCGAGCUGUCUGACUCGGCACUGUCAAGGUGGGCCGCUGGAAGUGAUACCAGGAAGCCCGCGUUUGUAGCAUUCUCCAAAAGCAUCAUUGACCUUCUGAACUGGUACAUCGCUGAAUUUGGCAUCAAACAAGAUGUCUUCACGAAUGGAGCUCUGGCGGAAACUCUCAAGCAUCUCAGCACUGCGAUUGCACAGAAGUACACAUGGCAGGGCAAAGACCGUGAGCCUUUCCUCUGGCAGAGGGCUACAACAGCGUCCUUGAACAUUCUCCAAGUCGCGGUUCCGUAUGCCGAAAGCCAGUACAGCAAAGCUGCCGAAUCCGAAAUAUCCCAAUUUUGGCAACGUAUCGUGGAAAUCACCAAUGGAAUCGUCUCUGCUCAUGGUUUCCAGACCCAGGAACUCCCCAAGAAACGAAUUGCGUCCGACCAAGACUUCGACACAAAAUCAUUCGUACAACUGAAGACAAUUAUCCUUCCAUCCCUCGGCAACUCCGCCAUCCCCGACACAGUUCGCCGUGACUUUGCUCGCGCUCUCUUUCAUUCCUCCUUCAUCUACGCCCCUCUUCGCUUCGACCUCCCCAGAUCCGGCAUGGAAGACCCUUUGGAAGACUUCUACACCGUUCGUCCAGGCCGUACUUUCGACCCUCCCCCAACUCUCCGCCCGAGCAUCACCUAUGUCCUCAUCGACACCCUAUUCGAGCUUGCUGCAGCCAAGAAAGAGCAAAAGCCAACCAAGACCCAGUCCCCCUUCGUUUCGUUGGCCCGCUCCAUCUCACCGUAUCUCCUCCUGCGCUGCGCCAUCUCACUCAAGUCCUACAUCGCAGACCAACCCCUGCGUGGCUUGAUGCCACAACCUACGCCGGCUCGAAAGGAUCUACUCCAUCUUCUCGAUCAUUUGGUCGAGCUGAAGAGCGAGCCCUCGGCUAUCCCGGACCCGACGGCUAUCAAGACCGUCUCGGCUCUUGGGCCUGCUGGAGAUGAUGCACCACGACACUACCGUAAGCACAUCGAGUGGGUUUACCCUCUCGUUGCCCGGGCUGUGCAGGUUGCUGGCAAGGAGCGCGAUGACGGAAAGGUUCUCCAGUCGCUUGGGAAGGUGUUGCAGGAGACCGGUCGAUUUGAAUCUUAG